GGGGAGUGCAAGGGGGAAGAGGAUGAGAGGGGCAAAGGCGCGGAGGGAUACGCGGUAGUGCGGUUCGGUUUGAACUCCUGAGGCGGGACCGAGCCGCUAGGUACAUGUAAUUACGGGAGAGCAAAGGCUGGCUGAAUGCUCCCUAGAAAACAUCACUAAGAAUGCGCGGGCGACCUAAGAAAGUAAAUGUUCCCCUGAAAGCUAAAGAAAAUGAGAGUGUCUGUUCUGAAGGGAAGGAGGAGGCCGUUUGCACUGAUCUCUCAAAAGGCCACAAGAUUUGCAAAGUGACUAAAUCAAAAGUCAUCAAGGCAUUCAAGAAGGAGAAAGGCAGUGACCUGAACCAAGCGCAGUUGCAAGAAUGCACCCUGAGACACAGCACAGGCCUCGGGAAGGAAUUGUGCCACAAUAAGGAAGAGGAUGGCAGCUGUCAGUAUACUUGGAGCUUUUCUGAUACACCAACAAGGGAUGUGGUCAUUGAACCUCCCUUGCCUUUGAACAGCAAGGAAAAUUUGUCACAAAGUAGGCCUGUUUCUUUGGGUGGUGAAUGCUACUUCACACCUAAUAGGAACAAAGCAGAAAAAUCUGAUUGUGGAACACCAGAGAAACGGGAAAAAAGUGUUGGUUUUGCAGCUGUAACAACUGGUGAAUUUGGGAUUACUCAAGAAAGCUUCACUACACCAUCUCUUGGGAAAUCUCCAACUCCAUUAAAAUUUCGCCGAAGAUCAACAAUUGGAGUACGGGGGUCACCAGAAAAUAACGCCCUUAUUCAGUACCUUGCCCAGCAGAGAAGCAACAGGAAAAAAGCAACACAGGUGAGACAGGUUAGUCCUUUAAAAUACAAACCUGCCAGGUCGAUGAAGGACAAGAUAGAUGCUUUUCAAGCAUCUUUUAAAUCAGUACAAGAAGUUGAAGCGGAAACUGGCUCCUCUGGACUGUCACAAGUGAAUGCUGCUUCCCAGGGAACAGGCUCUUCUCAGAACAAAGUAUGUUUUACAGAAGAGCAGAACCUGGAUCAGUGCAGUGAAAAGUUCAUGUCUGGUGACAAUGGAGCUGAUCUGAAAGAGAAUCCAAGACAAAAUUUGACCAGCAGCAGUAAGCCUGAUACCGAGAUCUUGUCUUCAUGCCAGGAUGCAUCUGUCACUGAGCCUGCUGCUGCUGUUUCAAAGGAAAGGGUUUACGAGCAACACAAUCCUAUUGAGUCGUUGGAGACUGUUAUAACUAAAGAUGUCUUAGAAACAGGCCAUGAUUCCAGUUGUGAGCACAUCACUAAAGACGUUACAAGUAAUGUUAUGUCAGAUCUAAGCAGAAGGGAAGUCAGCUUUGCAGAAGAGCCCAGCCUGGGAAUGUGUGAUGAAAGCAAGGCAGCAGUCACACCACAACACUUAGGAAGGGGUUCCCUACCUGAGCACAGAGAGAGCGGCUCCCUCUUGCGAUCUGUGCUGAAGAAAAUGCUGACCAAGGAAUACUUAAGUGGGAUUGACAGAGGAGGAGGUGAAUCUCUUGCAGUCUCCAGCUGUGCAGAAACCUUUGAAGCAGUGCAAACAGUGUAUUUUAUUACAGAAACAUGGAGCUCCAAAAAGCUAAGGAAGAGAGUCACUUUUGGAAGAGUCCUGAGCCCAGAAAUAUUUGAUGAAGCUUUACCUGCAAAUACUCCAGUGCGCAAAGGAGCAACCCCAGUCAGACAUCCAGGCCUACAAAGCAACAGACCUUCUGCAAGGCCAAGUCUCCUUGAGGAACCCUUCCCGCAGCUGAACUUUGAUUGCAGCAAUGAGUGUGUUGAGCCUCUUCAAGAGUCACUGGAGGGUUCUUUUGCUGCAGAAGACCUUUUACCUGUUGAAACUGCAGAAGCAGAAAGUGACAAACCUGAUAUGACAGAAACUCCUUCUUCUGCUAAAAGGAAGUGUAGCACCAUUUCAGAGGAGACCGAUUUCAGCAUCUCAAAAGCCACAAGUAAUCUGAAUGCUAAGGAUACUCAAAAUCCAGGAAAGAACAAGGUUCAAAGACAAAGGAAUGUAACCACGUCUGCUGCCAAAAAAACACAAAAAGUAAAACAUACAGGCUAUGGGAAAAGAAGAAGGAAAAAAGUAAAUAAGUCUUUAUAUGGGGAGAGAGAGAUGGCUUCUAAGAAACCUCUUCUCAGCCCUAUCCCUGAAAUUCCAGAGCUUUUCUCUGCCUCAUCUUCAAACUCAACAAAGGCAAUUGCAUUUUUUUCAGAGGACGUACUUUUAGAGGAUACCAAAUCUGGAAAUGCUGGCAAGGAUGUUCAACAGAAGCUGGUGGCUGAAGAAAUAGGAGGAAAAACCACCUGUGUGAUUCAUACAUUCUCAGGCUCUGAGGAUCUGGAUGCAGGAGAAGCCAGCAGCCCCAGUGACACAGUGUUCCAGGUGCCAGAGGGAGAUCUGGAGCCUGUGUCUGGCAAUGAACAGGAGUUUUCAAACAUGCCAGAUGCGAAGUGUGCUUUUGAUACAUCUGACCAUUUCCAACAAGGUGAAGAGACUGCCUGUGUAAAAAAGGCAAAAGAAAGUGGUUUCUUGAUAGAAAAUUGGAAAUUACGAGAAAAUCUCCUCAAUGAGGCAGAGCAGCUGACAGGGCUGGAGCUUCUGAACCAACAGGACAUGAGUGAACAUGCAGAUGCCCAAAGAACUCAGUGUCCACAAAAGGAUUCAACAAGAAGUGGUCCAUCAAGAGGAAGAAGAAGAAGAAGCAGCAGUGCCAUGUGUUUUCUUCCCAUGGGAAACUCUCUUCCAUUUGCUUCUUAUAAUGUGGAAGAAAUCUUCUCUGCUCCUCAUCUAGAAAAACAGAAGAGUGACAACAGUGGUGGAAUGAGAGUGAGGCGCAGCAUGAGACUACAUAAAGGUGCAGAAACUGAAGGACUUGCAUGGAUUGAAGUACCCUGUGAGAUCCAGAAGAACCCUCCCCUGGUAGCUUCUGCUUGCAAAACCAGGAGAAGGACAAUAAGCACAUCCACCUUUACAGAAUCUGAGAAACUUCACCAUAAAAGACAAAAUCUUCUCCAGUUUUCAGCAUCAGGGAAGAACAAUGACUCUGUUAAUCUUGAUGACGGGCCUUCCAAAAGAUGGAGGAGGAAAAGCAUGUGUGAACUCACAGCUCAAGAAACACGAACUUACUCUCCAACCCGGAGAAGGAGCAGAAGACAUUCUGUAUACAGGAAGGACAGAAGUAACCAGAAUCAUUAUGAUGAACUAGAAAUACCUCUUGAAAAUAACAUUUAGUGAGGUUUCAUCUGAUUGUCUAAAGUGAAGAUUUCAAAAUUAUCCUAAAAAGACCCCUUAAGUUGCUCUGCAAAUAAGAAAGAAAUCACUUCUGGCUUAAAGGAGAGGAGUAGAAGGCGGGGAAGCUGUUACCAUCUUCUGAAAAGACUUUGCUUUACCUUCUGGGCAUGAGCAAGGGUAGAGGCCCUAUAAGUAAGGCUGAGUUUUGUGUUAGAAUUAAUGAAUUCUGUUUCUGCUGUGAAGGUUGGACAUUAGUGGAAAAAAAAUUAAAUCUUUGUCAUAUUUAAAACUAAUUUAAAAAAAAUAAAUUGGUUAAGGAGAGUGAAACAUUCAUCAUACAGUAAAGCUGUGCUCCACCUCUGGCCAUGUCCAAGCUUUGGUGUGUGUGUGCUGAACAGUGC
Molecule: messenger RNA, 3634 nt
Organism: Neopsephotus bourkii (Bourke's parrot)
Lineage: Eukaryota; Metazoa; Chordata; Aves; Psittaciformes; Psittacidae
Gene: CDCA2
Product: cell division cycle associated 2
Exons: 17
Coding region: 162-3233 (1023 amino acids)
Biological process (GO): regulation of mitotic nuclear division; regulation of chromosome segregation
Cellular component (GO): chromosome; nucleus
Source: RefSeq, a predicted model, not a curated record